Messenger RNA from Corvus hawaiiensis (hawaiian crow), 3421 nucleotides. It is a transcript of the gene GSS, whose product is annotated as glutathione synthetase. NCBI's taxonomy places the organism in Eukaryota, Metazoa, Chordata, Aves, Passeriformes, Corvidae. Gene Ontology annotation, cellular component: cytosol. Gene Ontology annotation, molecular function: glutathione synthase activity; ATP binding; glutathione binding. The record is from RefSeq and is a predicted model, not a curated record. The transcript has 12 exons. The coding region runs from base 504 to 1928 and encodes 474 amino acids. Gene Ontology annotation, biological process: glutathione biosynthetic process.
UUCUCAAGGAGCGUCUCCCGGCUGGAGCAGGGCCGAGCUGGGGCUGCAGCUCACAGCCCAUCCCGAUGAUGAGCGCAGCCCCCGAGGAGACUGCCUUGCCAUACAGAUUCCCUUUUUCAAGGAGAGGGGUAGAUCUGGGAAGGCUUAGGAAGUUGCCAGUGUUGGUGCUGGGAGUUAAUCCGUCUCCCAGCCUCUUGCCACCUGUAUGAACCUUUGAACCAGAGGAGAGUCUCUCGGAGGGGCCUCUGCUUUUGGCGUGUUCCCAGCUAUGAUCAGCCUUUGCCCCAUACCUGGGGUGAGGUGACAGAGGUGGAGGUGGCUGAUGUGUGGGAUUUACCUCUGGGCAAUCCCUGGCGGAUGGCUGGGGUGGGAGGGCUCAGCCUGUUGGAGCAGGAUGCCAUGAGGGGUCUCAGAGGAAGAAGUACCCCUGUGCAGGGGGAGUGGGGCACCAUUGGGAAAGGGUCUCUGAGGAGCCUGGGGGCAAGCAGGCAGCUGCCAGAGGUAUGAGGAGGGAGGUCUUCACCACAGCACUGCUCCUUGGUGUCAGGGCUCUGAUCUCAAAGGGUGAGAGGAAGAGGGAGCCUGGGAGGAGAGGCCAAACACACUGCCAGUGUCCCUUGUUUCAUGUGAAAAUCCAGGUGGUGAAUUACGCGCCCUUCACGCUGCUCCCGUCAGCAGUGCCACGGGCCUUGUUUGAACAAGCCUAUGCUGUCCAGCAGGAUUUUAACCUGCUGGUGGAUGCCAUCAGUCAAAACAAAGAAUUCCUGGAGCAAACUCUGGCCAGCACCAUCAAGGUAGACGACUUCACAGCUCAACUCUUCAGAAUCUACAUGCAAGUUUUGGAGGAAGGCUUGGCUCAGACUGUGUUUUUGGGCAUCAACCGCUCGGAUUACAUGUUUGACUGCGGGCUGGAUGGCACAGCAGCUCUGAGGCAGAUAGAAAUAAACACCAUUGCUGCCAGCUUCGGGGGGCUCACCUCCCGCACCGCCGACGUCCACGGGCUGGUGUUGAAAGUGCUGGGAAAGACUGAGGAGGCAUCACACCUGCUGCCCAACAACCCAGCGAAGGGGCUGGCCUUGGGAAUUGCCAAAGCCUGGGAGCUCUACGGUUCCCAAAGGGCUGUGGUGAUGUUUCUGGUGGAGGAAAUCCAGAGGAACAUUUUUGAUCAGCGUUGUGUAGAAAAUGAGCUUUGGAGCAGGAAUAUCCGUGUGAUCAGGAAGCGGUUCCGGGAUGUGUUUGAGCAGGGCUCCCUGGAUGCCAGCAGGAGGCUGUAUAUGGACGGCCAGGAGGUCGCAGUGGUGUAUUACAGAGAGGGCUACGUGCCCCAGAACUAUGACCAGCAGAACUGGGAGGCGCGGCUGCUGCUGGAGAGGUCCCGGGCAGUGAAGUGCCCUGACAUUGCCACCCAGCUGGCGGGCACCAAGAAGGUGCAGCAGGAGCUCAGCCGGCCGGGGACGCUGGAGAAGCUGCUGCCCGGCCGCCCCGAGGCCAUCGCUCGGAUGAGAGCCACCUUUGCUGGACUCUACUCCCUGGACGAGGGUGAAGAGGGUGACAUGAUAGCUGCCACAGCCAUCGCUGACCCCGACCGCUUUGUGCUGAAGCCGCAGCGUGAAGGGAACAAUCUCUAUGGUGAAGAGCUUAGGCAGGUUCUGGAGAAGAUCAAAGACAGCCCUGAGAGAACCUCCUACAUCUUGAUGGAUAAGAUCAAACCCCAGCCAGCACUGAAUUACUUGCUGAGGGCUCACAGUCCCCUCCAAGUGUCCGAGUGCAUCUCUGAGCUCGGGAUCUUUGGUGUCUAUGUCAGGCAGGGCCAGGAGCUGGUGCUGAACCAGGCCGCCGGUCACCUCCUGCGCACCAAGGCCAUCGAGCACGCGGACGGCGGCGUGGCAGCCGGGGUGGCCGUGCUGGACACGCCAUACCUGGUGUGAAGAGCCAUGGCCCCACCCUCCCCUCUGCUGCCUGAAGAGCUGAUCUGCCACAGGGAUUUCUCCUAAGGGUGCACUUGCCAAGGUCCAACAUGCUGGAGGCUGUGAGGAGGGACUGUGUGGAUGCAACUGCUCAAAGGUCCAGGGUGCCAGCCCGAGCUUCUUCCUGUGAUUCUCCCUCCAGAAAGAAGGGAUUCCCUUGCUCUGCCUGCUCAGGGGGCCUUGCCCUGUGCACAGCCCAGCUGUGAGUCCCAGGACUGCAAGGGUCUGGAUGUUCCCUUGGGGCCUGGCCUGACGGCAGUGGGACGUAGAGUGCUGCUCCCACUUCUGAGCUCCUUGAUGCUGUGUAAUUUCUGGAGAUGUACACAGUGUAAGGAAUGAGAGGAGAAAGGUGGAUGGGCAAGUACCAGCCUUGAUCUUCAUCCAGUGCCUCAGUGCUCUCCAGCUUAAAGAGGAGAGCCCAGCUCCACUCACGAUGGCCCCUCCAGCCCUUCUUCCUGUGCUGCUGCUGUCCUCAUUUCUAUUUUCCCCUGUGCCUGAGGAGCCCUCAGGGUUCCUGCACCAGGCACAGCUGCCCUGGGUAAUUUGCCAAGGGCCUCUUGCUUGCUUUCGCUUUGCCCAACUCCUGUUUUGUUGGACUGGGUGCUGAUCCUGAACAGUGCCUCUGUGCCCCACAGGGCAGGCAGCAGUGCGGGGUCCAGGGCUGUGUCUGCUCCUGCUGCUUCCCACAGCCCUGUCCAACAGAUCACAAGCUGGAGGCAGCUCCCAAGGCAGUGGUGAAUUGGAGCCCUGUGUGUGUUGAUAAACCCUGAAGCCCCCUGGGCUUGUGCCAGUGCAUCCCACUGAAAUCAAACACUGAGCAUCUUCCUGUCAGGAAACCCCGACCUUGGGAAUGGUCCUGCUGAUACUGGGAGCUCUGUGGUGGGGAAGCAAAGGAAUUGCAGGAGAGGCUGGGCAGGCACAGCCCCAGCUCCAAGCACCUUACUCUGGGACCAGCACCAGCAGAGGGGGAGAUGUGUCUCCUUCCAGGUUUCAUGGAUCAGAGGGAACAGCACAGCAGUGGAGGAGUGUGGGCUCUCCUGCUCAACGUCUUCUGCCUCUUCCUUCAGCCCCUUUCCUCCUCAGCCCUAAAAGCUGCACCUUUCUGGCAGUGAAGAGCCCAGGCAGCCUCAGCCCAGCCCUGCCAGUUACACAGAACCAGCACAAAGGUGGAAUUCCUGCUGGAGGGAUGUGCUGAGUGACAGAACCAGCACAAAGGUGGAAUUCCUGCAGAAUGGAUGUGCUGAGUGACAGAACCAGCACAAAGGUGGAAUUCCUGCAGAAUGGACGUGCUGAGUGACAGCCCUGCUGGCUCUCUGCUGCUGUGGCAUCAAUCACCAAUCGGUCACCUGGGAAACUGCUCCGUUCUUCCAGUGUGACUGAGCCUGGGAUUCCUGGGUGUUUUGUUGGGGAAUUGAUUACCCCAAGCCAGAGAUUAAAAGGAAUGUGCAAUCUGA